Molecule: messenger RNA, 1434 nt
Organism: Lactuca sativa (garden lettuce)
Lineage: Eukaryota; Viridiplantae; Streptophyta; Magnoliopsida; Asterales; Asteraceae
Product: E3 ubiquitin-protein ligase SINAT5
Biological process (GO): multicellular organism development; ubiquitin-dependent protein catabolic process
Cellular component (GO): cytoplasm
Molecular function (GO): ubiquitin protein ligase activity; protein binding; zinc ion binding
Source: RefSeq, a predicted model, not a curated record
AUCUCCUACCAUUUCAUUCAUCAACAAAAAUUAUGCAUUCAACCCUAUCCACCGAUCUCAUUCUCCAAAGGCAAAAACAAUUCAUAGAAAUAAAAAUAAAAAUCACGAAAAGCUAUCAAGAAAGGAAAAGCACCUCCUGUUGUUCGUCCUCCCCCUCCCCCUGGUUAUUGAUUCGUCGUCUUUAACCUGAUCGGGGAGGGGAAAGCUUUUCUUUUCUUGUAGCAAAACAAAAUAUUGAUAAAGAUUGAGUAUUUUUCUGUUUGUGGGUGUUGUUUUUUUUUUCCAAAAUGGAGAUUGAUAACAUCGAAUGCGUUUCAGUCUCGGAUGGAUUGAAUGAUAAUGAAGUCCCUCGUCACCAUAAUCAUCAUCACCGGCACCAUCAUCAAAAUCCUCACUUUUCAUCUUCGAAAACUCAUAACGUUAAUGUUGUUUCCUCAACGAUUUUUCCCACAACCAGUGUCCACGAGCUUCUGGAAUGCCCUGUUUGUACGAAUUCAAUGUACCCUCCUAUUCAUCAGUGCCCCAACGGGCACACGCUUUGUUCGAGUUGUAAGGCAAAAGUUCACAACAGGUGUCCAACUUGCAGACAAGAGCUUGGCGACAUAAGGUGUCUGGCAUUAGAAAAAGUGGCUGAAUCCCUUGAGUUUCCAUGCAAAUACAGCUUGAAUGGAUGCCCUGGGAUCUUCCCAUACUAUAGCAAGCUGAAACAUGAAUCCAUGUGCAAUUAUAGGCCCUACAGCUGUCCAUAUGCUGGAUCAGAAUGCUCCAUGGUCGGGGAGAUCCCUUUUCUUGUGUCCCAUUUAAGAGACGAUCACAAAGUAGACAUGCACUCAGGAUGCACUUUCAACCACCGAUAUGUCAAGUCCAAUCCUCGUGAGGUUGAGAACGCCACCUGGAUGUUAACCGUGUUCAACUGUUUUGGGCAGUAUUUCUGUCUCCACUUUGAGGCGUUCCAGCUGAGCAUGGCGCCUGUGUACAUGGCGUUCCUUCGGUUCAUGGGUGAUGAGAAUGAUGCCAGGAAUUAUCGUUACAGUUUGGAGGUGGGAGGGAAUGGGCGGAAGCUCAUAUGGGAGGGCACCCCUCGCAGCAUAAGAGAUGGUCACAGAAAGGUCAGGGACAGUCAUGACGGCCUCAUCAUACAGAGGAAUAUGGCGCUCUUCUUCUCUGGUGGAGAUCGACAGGAACUCAAGUUGAGGGUCACUGGUCGGAUAUGGAAAGAACCUCCUCCCCCUCCUCCUCCUAACUCCUCCGAUAACAACCUCUGCUUUCCCACUCCCAUUCCCAACCAACCUCUCUAGACUCUACUUAUUUCUGUUCCUUCCUUCUCUUUUUUUUUUUUUUUAAUUAUUUAUUUUCUGGGUGGGUCCCAGUUUCAAUCCAUGUCAUGUUGUUAAAAUGAUGAAUGGAGCCAUUAGCCAUAUUCGGUUGUGUUUG